Molecule: messenger RNA, 1257 nt
Organism: Triticum turgidum subsp. durum (durum wheat)
Lineage: Eukaryota; Viridiplantae; Streptophyta; Magnoliopsida; Poales; Poaceae
Source: the annotation of a GenBank genome assembly
AUGCAGCAGCAAAUACGGCGAUGCGGCGCCGUCGCCUUCGCCGCGCUCCGGCGGGUCCGCCACUUCCCUCACCCCACCGUCGCCGCCGCUGCACCUCCUACGGCGGCGUGGAGACGCCCUUGCACUCCCCGCCCGUACUCCACCGCCGACAUGAGCCACCAGCUGCCUGCAAACCUGGUACAGAUCAUGGAGCAGAGAAUGAGAUUGAUAGAGCAGAAGAGUGCAUACCUCCAGGAGCAAAUCAACCAGCCGGCUGCCUCACCGGAGGAAUACUCGAGGGCUAACAAGGAGUUCCACAAGCUGGAGAGCACCAUUGAAUUGAUCAAGGAGCUGCGAUCAAAGCAGAAGGAAAUUGAGGGAUUGACAUCCUUGGUGACAAACUCCGUUGAAGAGAAAGACAUGCGUGAAAUGGCAGCUGAGGAGCUCCUUGAGGCUGUUGAGGAGGAGAAACGACUGCAGCAUGAGUUGUUCAGAACUUUGCUUCCGAAAGAUGAAGCUGAUGAGAGGGACUGUAUAUUGGAGGUGCGAGCAGGAACUGGAGGAGAAGAAGCUUCUUUGUUUGCUAUGGAUAUAUUCAAAAUGUAUGAGAAGUAUUCCCAAAAUAAUGGGUGGAAAUUUGAUACUAUUGACAUAAUGGAGUCUGCUGUAAAAGGAUACAAGGAAGCUAGUGGGACCAUUUCAGGUCCUGGGGUAUACGGGAAGCUUAAAUUUGAGAGUGGCAUUCAUAGAGUUCAGCGAGUUCCAGUAACUGAGAAAUCUGGACGUGUGCACACUAGUGCUGUAUCAGUCGCUGUUCUUCCUCAAGCUGAUGAGGUUGAUGUCCAACUGCGUAAUGAGGACUUGAGAAUUGAUACCUACAGAUCAGGUGGCUCCGGAGGCCAGUCUGUCAAUACGACUGAUAGUGCUGUUAGGAUAACUCAUCUUCCAACUGGAACAGCGGUUGCAAUACAAGAUGAGAGAUCACAACAUCAGAACAAGGCCAAGGCUCUCAAAGUUCUCCGGGCAAGACUAUAUGAAUUGGAAAGGCAUAGGCUCCAUGCAGACCGGUCGAAGCUCCGAUCAGAGCAGAUUGGAAGUGGUGACAGGUCCGAGCGCAUCAGAACAUACAACUUCCCACAAGGACGUGUCACCGACCAUCGUGUCGGGGUCACGCACCACUCCAUAGUGGACGUCAUGGAGGGAGAGAGCCUGGACGUCUUCAUCGAAGCGCUGCUGCUGCAAGAAGAGAUGGACGCAAUUGCUUCGUUUGCUUCAUGA